AUGCGCCUCUUCAGGACUCUACCUCUAGCCAUCGCGGGCCUUCUUGCGCCUCACUUCUCCGACGCCUUUCCCUCAUCUAAAGACCAAGAUGCGGCAGCCACGUUUUUGGAUCGUCUGCUCGUCGACACAAAGGGUCUGAAGGAUGCUCUCCCCAAGCAACGGCAGUCUGCUUCUUUGGUUAUAGAUCUGGGCUAUGCAAAGUACGAAGGGUACAACAACGCCACCAGCGGUCUCAAUAUCUGGAAAGGAAUCCGCUACGCAGCUCCACCGACAGGUUCACAGCGCUGGCAACCUCCCCGCCUCCCGUCGUCCAACGACACGGCCGGGGCGGGCGGUGGGGUAACGGCAGCGACCGACUACGGCCCAAUCUGUCCGCAGAACUACCCCGCUGUGCCAGGUCUCCCGUUCAUCCCGGGCGACGAGGACUGUCUCUUCCUAAACGUGUACGCGCCCGCCAAUGCGACGGGGACUUUGCCGGUGCUGGUGUACAUACACGGUGGCGGGUACGGGUACGGUGAUGGGAGGAUUGAUAUGUCGGAGAUUAUUGGGGCGAAUGGGGGUGGGUUUGUGGCUGUUGUUAUUCAGUACCGACUCGGCGCAUUGGGAUUCCUUUCCUCUGCGGACGUCAAGGCCCGCGGAGUCGUGAACGCGGGACUUUUGGACCAGGCUUUUGCUCUAGCCUGGGUGCAGCGCUUCAUCGGCCAGUUUGGCGGGGACCGUGGAAAGGUGACGAUUGCGGGAGAGUCGGCUGGCGCCGGGUCGGUGAUGUAUCAUACUCUCGCCGUGGACGGGAGUCUUGGGACGACGCUCUUCAACAACGGAAUUGCCGCUUCGCCGUAUCUUCCGUUCCACUACGCAUUCGACGCGGCGUUUCCGACGGAACGGUAUCGGGCGUUUGCUGAGAAGGCGGGGUGCUCGUCGUCUAGUGAUGUUCUUGCGUGUCUUCGUGGAAAGGAUAGCAUGACGCUGCAGGUUGCGAGUGCGAAUACCACGUUUGAACAGCCCUAUGGGUUCUGGGCGUUUUACCCCGUGACGGACGGCGUCUACAUCAAGAGCCUCCCGACUGAGCAGAUGGAACAGAAGAGAGGAAACGGAGAGCGUCUUCUCGUCGGUCAUAACGCCAACGAGGGACCCCUCCUCACCCCGCCCAACAUCGUCAGCGUCGCAGACCUGACGUCCUGGCUCAAGCUCGAAUUCCCCAACCUCUCAUCGGACCAGAUUGACGAAAUCCUCGCCGCGAACCCGACGAAGACGGGGGCGAACGACACCCGCUUCGAGACAAAUGGGUUGACGGGGCUUACGGCUCUCGAUGUGAGCCAGUCUGGGACCGGACAGCAGCAAAGAGCAAACAACAUCUACGCCGAGGCAACAUUCGUGUGCCCAAGCUACUGGCUUUCUGACGCCUUCACCUCGCCAAAGUCAUCAUGGCACUACCAGUACUCCGUCCCCUUUGCCUGGCACACGGCCGACAUCCCAGGCUACUUUGGCACCGCGACGCCGAACCAAGGCCCGGACAUCGUCCUCGCCUUCCGUAAGAUCUGGGGAAACUUUAUCAUUGGCAACGACCCAUCCAUCAGCAACGAGAUCGCCAACGAAGCUUCUAGCGCCAACGUAGCUGCUGACAAUGGGGCGAGCCAGUGGCCUGUCUGGACGGCAGAGGCGCCGAAGCAGAUGAAUCUGAACCAGACGGGCGGCGUGCCGUACGAGUUUACGACUUCGUGGGGGGCGCGGGUCACGCAGUUUAUGGCGCCGGGACAGGUGAAUGAUAUCCAGGUUGUCUCUGCUGAUUCGUGGGAGGGCGGACGUGGUGCGAGGUGUGAGUUCUGGAGGCGGUUGGCUCCUAGCAUUCCGGCGUAG
Colletotrichum phormii is the source of this 1857-nucleotide messenger RNA. RefSeq names its product Alpha/Beta hydrolase protein. The transcript is spliced from 7 exons. Lineage: Eukaryota; Fungi; Ascomycota; Sordariomycetes; Glomerellales; Glomerellaceae. The record is from RefSeq and is a predicted model, not a curated record. Bases 1 to 1857 code for a protein of 618 amino acids.